Molecule: messenger RNA, 1535 nt
Organism: Erythranthe guttata (spotted monkey flower)
Lineage: Eukaryota; Viridiplantae; Streptophyta; Magnoliopsida; Lamiales; Phrymaceae
Source: RefSeq, a predicted model, not a curated record
UAACAAAAAAAGCUUACUACUACUUCAUUACUUGUUGACAAUGGCGUUCUAUCGUCUCUCACGAAUCGCCCGGAGUCUCCACCGCCGCCGCCACCACCACUGCCCUUCUCUCUCCACCGCAAACUCCUAUUUCUACUCACCCCAACCCUCUACCAAUUAUAACUCCCCUCCCACUCGCCGCCGCCUGCACCACCUCUUCGACCUCUCCGGUAAUUUUGGCUCCAAAAAUCAAUGGCACAAUUACAGCAGCUCGAUAAGAUCAAUCGGCGCCUAUCACGAACUGAUUCAGCACUCCAGCUUUUCCACCGCAGCACCCGACGGAAAACGAGAAGAAUCGAAAAAUUCGAAUAGCAACAAUGGCGAUCGCUCGUGGAUUGAUGUUUAUUUGCCGGAAAAUGCGCGGCCGUACGCUCGGCUGGCGCGGCUCGACAAGCCGAUCGGCACUUGGCUUCUGGCUUGGCCAUGUAUGUGGUCAAUUACAAUCGCGGCAGCUCCUGGUAGCUUUCCGGAAAUUAAGAUGAUGAUGCUUUUCGGUACAGGGGCAUUGCUUUUGCGUGGUGCAGGGUGCACAAUUAAUGAUUUACUUGAUCGAGAUAUUGAUACUAAGGUAGAACGGACGAGGUUGAGGCCCAUAGCAAGCGGUGCAUUGUCACCAUUUCAAGGAGUUUGUUUUCUUGGUUUUCAAUUGCUUUUGGGUUUGGGGAUUCUUCUGCAACUGAACAAUUUUAGCGGUGUUUUGGGGGCUUCAUCUUUGUUGCUCGUUUUUUCAUACCCUCUUAUGAAGCGACUGACAUUUUGGCCUCAGGCCUACCUUGGAUUGACAUUUAACUGGGGUGCUUUACUCGGUUGGGCUGCUGUUAAAGGGAGUCUUGAUCCAGCUGUCGUACUCCCUCUUUACGCGGCUGGUGUAUUUUGGACCCUUGUAUAUGAUACAAUCUAUGCUCAUCAGGACAAAGAAGAUGAUAUACGAGUAGGUGUCAAAUCGACGGCCUUGCGAUUUGGGGAUUCGACAAAAGAAUGGGUUUCUGGAUUUGGAAUAGCAUGUAUUAGUAGUCUCGCUCUUAGUGGAUAUAAUGCCGAACUUGAAUGGCCCUAUUACACAUUCUUAGCUGCUGCGUCUGCUCAAUUAGCUUGGCAGAUUUCGACAGUUGAGCUUUCAAGUCGUGCUGAUUGCAACAGAAAAUUUGUAUCCAACAAGUGGUUUGGAGCAGCCGUUUGCAGUGGGAUUCUGUUCGGAAGGCUCUUAUCCUGACGGUACGAACUCACCUUUUUUAAAGACAGCCGUGUGUCGUUACGGCUGUUACGAUAAUUUUACUCAAAUAGGUGGAUGACAUUUUUUUGUUUCUUUUAGUCUUAACAUUUGUAAGUGUUACCUCUCUUCAUUUAUCAACCCGAGUUAAUUUGCUAUAUAUAUAUAUAUUGGUCUUAACUAUGUAUUUUUUUACGAAAUAACCCCUCCUUCAGUAGGUAAAUUUGACACCGUAAAGUAGACGUGUGAGACAAUACAUAAUUGAAGAGUGAUUGUAUUACUCAAA